This is a messenger RNA of Purpureocillium lilacinum, 2199 nucleotides long. RefSeq names its product protein kinase. Gene Ontology annotation, molecular function: ATP binding; protein serine/threonine kinase activity. Gene Ontology annotation, cellular component: cytoplasm. Gene Ontology annotation, biological process: protein phosphorylation; intracellular signal transduction. Lineage: Eukaryota; Fungi; Ascomycota; Sordariomycetes; Hypocreales; Ophiocordycipitaceae. The record is from RefSeq and is a predicted model, not a curated record.
AUGGCUCCUCGAGGCGGCUUCGAGGACGAGGAGCUCACCAUCUCCCUCUCCUCGUCCCACGUCCGGCGAGUCCACCAGCAGCGCCAUCCUCGCGCCCAGCAUGCCCCCGACGCCGCCGCCGACGCCGCCCCAUCAGCAGCAGCAGCAGCAGCAUCGUCGUCGUCGAGGCCCGGCAGAACCAUGGAGCACAACGGCGGCCGCGACAGGUCAAAGGCCGAGCAGCGCAUCGGCGCCUACAAGAUCAUCAAGACGCUCGGCGAGGGCUCCUUCGGCAAAGUGAAGCUGGCCAUCCACAAUGGCACCGGCCAGCAGGUCGCCCUCAAGAUCAUCGCUCGCAAGAAGCUCAUCAGCCGCGACAUGGCUGGCCGCGUCGAGCGGGAGAUUGAAUACCUCCAACUCCUGCGGCACCCUCACAUCAUCAAGCUCUACACUGUCAUCAAGACGCAUAGCGAAAUCAUCAUGGUCCUCGAGUAUGCCGGCGGUGAACUCUUCGAUCACAUCGUCCAACAUGGCCGGAUGAGCGAGUCGGAGGCCCGCCGCUUCUUCCAGCAGAUGCUCUGUGCCGUCGAGUACUGCCACCGCCACAAGAUUGUCCACCGCGACCUCAAGCCCGAGAACCUGUUACUCGACGAACACCUCAACGUCAAGAUUGCCGACUUCGGUCUGAGCAACAUCAUGACGGACGGAAACUUCCUCAAGACGAGCUGCGGCAGCCCCAACUAUGCCGCGCCCGAGGUCAUCGGCGGGAAGCUGUACGCCGGCCCCGAAGUCGAUGUCUGGAGCUGCGGCGUUAUUCUCUACGUGCUCCUGGUCGGGCGGCUACCCUUUGACGACGAACACAUCCCCAGCCUCUUCGCCAAGAUUGCCAGGGGCACCUACAGCAUCCCUGUCUGGAUGCCAACCGGAGCUGCGAACCUCAUCAAGAAGAUGCUCGUCGUCAACCCGGUCCAGCGAGCGACGAUCGAUGAGAUUCGGCAGGAUCCGUGGUUCAUGACCGACCUGCCCGCGUAUCUUCAACCCCCAGUCGAGGAGUUCCUCAACACCGGCGUCGACCCCAACAAGGCCAUCGAGAAGCGCGACAUCGCACCAAACGCGCCGGUCCAGGUCCAGGAGAGGCUCCACAACGAGGUCACGGAGAAGAUCAGCAAGACGAUGGGUUAUGGCAAGAACGAUGUCGAGGAGGCGCUGCAGUCUGAGGAGCCGUCUGCUAUCAAGGACGCGUACAUGAUUGUGAGGGAGAACAAGAUGAUGCAGGUCAAUCAAAACCCCGAUGCCUUGAACGAGGUCGACGAGGCCUCGAGCCCCAUGAUGAGCAUGUCCUCUGCCCGUUCUGGCAUGUCUCAAGGCCUGUCGCCGCGCCCCUACGUCAGCAAAGUCGGCAUUCUGCCCAGCAGUCUCCCAGCCUACCACAAAGAUUACAUGGAGAGAGAAAAGGCGGGCCUCGAGGCCAACCAGCCGUCGGACGCGGCUGACAACGAUGAGCCUCCGUCAACGAGGACGGAUGCUGAGAAGGAAGAAGCUGCUCGCCGCCUCAAGCCUCAUGCCCGGUCGCAGCUGAAGCUCGAGGAAGGAAGUAAACGCCCACAGGGUAUGACGCCGAUCAACCCACCAAAGAAGCCCAAGCCCGUGCGAUGGCAGUUUGGCAUUCGCUCCCGCAACGCCCCGUGGGAGGCCCUUCUCUGUAUCCACAAGGCUCUUCAUAAGCUGGGAGCAACGUAUGUGCCAGACGAGGACUAUGCGUCCGCGCGAGAGAAGGAAAGCGAGACGCCCAGUGGCGACGGAAGCUUUGCAGACGACUACGACGGCGGUUCCCUGCACCGCGAGUCGAGUUCAAGUCUGGACCCGACGAAACGAUACAAGCUUCCAGCGGAUCCAUGGCACAUCAAGGUGCGGUGGGAAUCGUCGACCAUCAAGCGCAAGACAAAGAGCCCAGCCGACGGCUCCGGAAGCAGCCACGUCGGCACACCAGACAGCUACCACGUCUACUCACAGCAGGACCCAACCAAGAAGCUAUUUGUAGCACUGCACAUGGACAUUCAAAUUUACGAGAUGGAGCAGGGCGUGUAUUUGGUGGACUUUAAGUGCUCGGGGUACGAGACGCCGGACGGACUCUUGCUCGAGGAGAAGGAGGUGACGAGUCCAUUCCCGUUCCUCGACAUGGCUGCGAGGUUGAUCAUGCAGCUCGCGGAGGCUGACUGA